CUCAAACCAGACAACUGCAAGAUGCUGUCACAAAUGUGGAGAAGCAUUUUGGAGAGCUGUGCCAAAUCUUUGCUGCUUAUGUACGGAAAACUGCCAGACUGAGAGACAAAGCAGACCUCCUGGUGAAUGAAGUCAACGUGUAUGCCUCUACAGAGACCCCAAAUUUAAAGCAGGGCCUGAAAAACUUUGCUGAUGAGUUUGCUAAACUUCAGGAUUAUCGGCAAGCAGAGGUUGAAAGACUUGAAGCCAAAGUAGUUGAACCUUUGAAAGCUUAUGGAACCAUUGUAAAAAUGAAACGGGAUGACCUCAAAGCAACACUAACAGCAAAGAAUCGAGAAGCUAAGCAGUUAAGUCAAUUAGAAAGAACACGGCAACGAAACCCAUCUGAUCGACAUAUAAUUUCACAGGCAGAAUCUGAAUUACAGAGAGCAACAAUGGAUGCUACCCGAACAACUCGUCAUCUGGAGGAAACUAUUGACAAUUUUGAAAAACAGAAAAUUAAGGAUAUAAAGAAUAUAUUUUCAGAAUUUAUCACAAUUGAAAUGUUAUUUCAUGGCAAAGCUUUAGAGGUCUAUACUGCUGCCUACCAGAAUAUACAAAAGAUUGAUGAGGAUGAAGAUCUAGAGGUUUUCCGAAAUUCUCUGUAUCCACAAGAUUAUUCAUCUCGUUUAGAUAUUGUAAGAGCAAAUUCAAAAUCACCUUUGCAGAGAUCACUGUCUACUAAGUGUGUAUCUGGAACAGGACAGAUAGCUACCUGUCGGCUAAGAAAGGAUCAACAAGCAGAUGAUGAUGAUGAAGAUGUUGACGAGUUAGAUGUUACAGAAGAAGAAAAUCAAUUUUAAGUAAACCUUUUCAUCUUAAAUGACUUGAAAUUCUGGAUUACUAAACUGUAAAACUUUAUAUUCAGUUGAUGGGCUUCACCUCAAAAUGAAAUCCUA
Messenger RNA from Urocitellus parryii (Arctic ground squirrel), 938 nucleotides. The record is from RefSeq and is a predicted model, not a curated record. NCBI's taxonomy places the organism in Eukaryota, Metazoa, Chordata, Mammalia, Rodentia, Sciuridae.